AUGAGCAGCAGCUACAGCGCGGCGUACAGGCCGAUCAAGUACGUCAGCUCGAAGCGCCUGGGGCUCGAUGACGACCACAGGCAGCUGGAUAGGAUCGGCGCGCGGCAGCUGAACCAGUCCGUGCUCGCGACCCCGCCGGGCAAGGCCGUCCGGCAGCACAGCUCCAAGCCGGCCGAGGGCGAGGACCUCGUCCUGUCGCGCCCCGAGGACAUCCCCACCAAGUGGUCCAAGCAGCGCUCCGUGGGCGCCGGGUACUACAACCUCGGGAACACGUGCUUCAUGAACGCGGUCCUCCAGGCGCUCGCGCACACGGCGCCCCUGGCCGAGAUGUGCCUGUCGUCGGCGCCGCUGCGCCCGGGGAGCCGGCCGGGCUCGGCGUCGUCGGACUCGAGCAACGGCCGCAGCCACCUCCGCGACGGCAAGUUCGACGUCAUCGGGGCGCUGCGCGCGCACGUGCGCAACGCGCUCGGCGCCGCGGGCCGCCGCGUCAUCAAGCCGGCGCAGUUUGCGCACAACCUGCGCGCCAUCUCCAAGUCGUUCCGGCUCGGGCGGCAGGAGGACAGCCACGAGUUCCUGCGCUGCCUGCUCGACCAGCUGCACGAGGCGUGCAUCCGCGGCCUGCGCCCGAAGCCGCUCCCGCAGCGCGUGCAGGACACCACCUUUGUCAGUCGCAUCUUCGGCGGGCGGCUGCGGAGCCAGGUCAAGUGCUGCGACUGCGGGUACGAGAGCAACACGUACGACCCGUGCAUGGACAUCUCGCUCGAGAUCCCGCGCGCGGGCGGCGUCGCGCGCGCGCUGCAGCACUUUGUGCGCGGCGAGACCCUCGACGGCGACAACCGGUACAUCUGCCCGAAGCAGAAGACCAAGGUCCGCGCGGUGCGCUCGCUGCGCAUCGACCGCCUCCCGCUGGUGCUCACGCUGCACCUCAAGCGGUUCGCGUUCGGGGGGUUCGGGUCCAAGAUUGGGCGCGCGGUCGAGUACGAGGACGCGCUCGACAUGGCGGCGUACACGACGGGGGCGUCGCGGACGCCGCAGUGGUACGACCUGUACGCGGUGCUCGUGCACGCGGGGUCGAGCAUGAACUCGGGGCACUACUACUCGUACGUCAAGGCCCCCGGGGGACAGUGGUACUGCUGCGACGACGGCGACGUGUCGCCCGUGAGCACCGCGCAGGCCAUGUCGCAGCGCGCGUACAUCCUCUUCUACCGCAAGCGCUCCCCCGAGGGCACGCACGCCCGCCCGACGCUCGAGACGCCGCUGUCGCGCCGCACCAGCGAGGACGUGCCCGACACGCCCACGUCGCGGCACGGCGCGACGCUGCCCAUGGGCGGGCACGGCGGGCUCCCCGCGGUCACCGCCACGUACAGCGCGGUGCCGGCGGCGAGCCACGCCACCGUGGGGUCGCGGCGGGAGGCGGCGGCGACGGCGGUGGCCCAGGGGCCGUCGCGACGCGGGACGGGCGGCAGCGACGAGCCCGCGGCGGAGCGCUCGGCCGGCGCGACGAAGCUGCGCGCGCACGCGAGCCGGAUCAAGGACGGCCUGCCGCCGUCGCCGUCGCGCGAGGGCCAGCUGACGCAGCGCCUGUCGUCAAAAAACUGGGAGGGGGGGGGUGGGGUUCGAGUUGGCAAAACACCCCCAGCUGCCGACUUGCCCGCGACGGGCAACCGCCCCCCCCUCGACCAGGACGGCCCGUCCGCAUCCCCAGCGCGUCCUCGCCCGCCCGCGGCGACGCACCCACGGCCAACCCCUCCAACCGUCUCACUGCCGCGCGCCUCGCUACGCGGCAGUCGAGCCGCGUCUCCGACCCAUACCGCCGCCCGUCUUUCCGCUAGCAGCUCCUCCGUCACGCGCCUCUACCGCGCGGGGCACCAGCGCAUCCUGCAGGUGCUCGCCAGCUGGGUCCGCCGCACGGGCCACCUCCGGGCCCUGCGCGCGGCCGGGCGGCGCGGCGACCUCGAGGGCUCGCUGCGCGUGCUGCGCGCCGUCCAGGGCACCGGGAAGCACGCCUCGCCCACGGGGGCGCCGCGCGCGGUGCUCACGCGGGCGCGGGCCCGGGAGGUGCUGUCGACCCUCGACGCCGGCGCGCGGGAGGAGCCGACCGGCGGCGGCGGCGACGACGACGAGGCGGAGCGGAAGCCCGCGCGCGUCGUGGCGUCUGGUGCGGCGGCGGUGGGCAUGGCGGCGCGGCCCGCAGCGGCUGCGGGGUGGGACGGCGGGCGCGGCACGGGCGCGGCGCAGCGGGACGUGGUCCGAACGAAGCGCAAGAGCAAGCGCACGCGCGCGUACGACGAGUGGGAGGAGGAGUACGACCGAGGCAAGGUGAAGAAGGUCAAGAACAAGGAGGGGGGUCAAGGGGACCUGCGGCAGGGCCUGGGGGAGCGGCUCGAGCAGUUCGCGAGGCGGAAACACAACCACGGCCGGCGGGACCGUGCCGAGCGUCCGCACGCGACGCGCAAGCCACCUCGCCAGUGA
Molecule: messenger RNA, 2472 nt
Organism: Pedinophyceae sp. YPF-701
Lineage: Eukaryota; Viridiplantae; Chlorophyta; Pedinophyceae
Source: the annotation of a GenBank genome assembly